AGUCGGCGAGGCGGCGGGCCGCACUUCCGCCUCGGUGUCAGUGGGUCGCGGGCCUACGGGGCGGGGGCGGGGCGGCAGCGAGCUCGGCCGGCAACCCAGGGACCCGCGUCCAGAUCUUCAGUGUCUAUUGGAUUUUUCCAAGAGAAAGUUUGUAAAAUUCCUGACACUGUAGAUGUGGAUCAGAUACAAUGAUUCAGUAGAAGAACACAUGUCAGGGGCAGUGGAGGCUGGCUGCUGAAGGAUGAACGGAGAGGAAGAAUUCUUUGAUGCCGUCACAGGCUUUGAUUCUGAUAACUCUUCUGGGGAAUUUUCAGAGGCAAAUCAGAAAGUCACGGGAAUGAUUGACUUGGACACCAGCAAAAAUAAUAGGAUUGGGAAAAUUGGGGAGAGGCCCUCUCAAGAGAAUGGAAUUCAGAAACACAGGACAUCGCUGCCGGCUCCCAUGUUCAGCAGAAGCGACUUCAGCGUGUGGACCAUCCUGAAGAAGUGUGUUGGCCUGGAGCUGUCCAAGAUCACGAUGCCAAUCGCUUUCAACGAGCCUCUGAGCUUCCUGCAGCGGAUCACGGAGUACAUGGAGCACGUGUACCUCAUCCACAGGGCCUCCUGCCAGCCCCAGCCCCUGGAGAGGAUGCAGUCUGUGGCUGCUUUUGCUGUUUCGGCUGUGGCUUCCCAGUGGGAGAGGACCGGCAAACCAUUUAAUCCACUCUUGGGAGAGACAUACGAAUUAAUCAGGGAAGAUUUAGGAUUCAGAUUUAUAUCGGAACAGGUCAGUCACCACCCCCCCAUCAGUGCGUUCCACUCGGAAGGCCUCAACCAUGACUUCCUGUUCCACGGCUCCAUCUACCCCAAGCUCAAGUUCUGGGGCAAAAGCGUGGAGGCGGAGCCCCGAGGCACCAUCACCCUGGAGCUGCUCAAACAUAAUGAAGCCUACACCUGGACCAACCCCACCUGCUGCGUCCACAACGUCAUCAUCGGGAAGCUGUGGAUAGAGCAGUAUGGGACAGUGGAGAUUUUAAACCACAGAACUGGACAUAAGUGUGUGCUUCACUUUAAACCGUGUGGAUUAUUCGGAAAAGAACUUCACAAGGUGGAAGGACACAUUCAAGACAAAAACAAAAAGAAGCUCUUUAUGAUCUAUGGCAAAUGGACGGAAUGUUUGUGGGGCAUAGAUCCUGUUUCAUAUGAAUCCUUCAAGAAGCAGGAGAGGAGAGGCGACCACCUGAGAAAGGCCAAGCUGGAUGAAGACUCCGGGAAGGCUGACAGCGACGUGGCUGACGACGUGCCUGUGGCCCAGGAGACCGUGCAGGUCAUUCCCGGCAGCAAGCUGCUCUGGAGGAUCAACACCCGGCCCCCCAACUCUGCCCAGAUGUAUAAUUUCACCAGUUUCACUGUGAGCCUCAACGAGCUGGAGACAGGCAUGGAGAAGACCCUGCCACCCACGGACUGCCGCCUGCGCCCUGACAUCCGUGGCAUGGAGAAUGGCAACAUGGAUCUGGCCAGCCAGGAGAAGGAGCGGCUGGAGGAGAAGCAGAGAGAAGCGCGGAGGGAGCGGGCCAAGGAGGAGGCGGAGUGGCAGACGAGGUGGUUCUACCCAGGCAAUAACCCCUACACUGGGACCCCCGACUGGUUGUAUGCAGGGGAUUACUUUGAGCGGAAUUUCUCCGACUGCCCAGAUAUCUACUGAGGGCCUGGAGGGGCCUGGGGCCCGGGACCGGAGGCUGACGAGGCUGGACUUCCUCAAGUGGCCACUCUGAGCCUCGUCACAGCAGAAACCAACUUUUCUAACGACUGUGUUCGCGGAGACAGCAUCAUCCCUGAUCAAGGAUGUAAUUCUAAUUAACUGUUGAUUGCCAAACAUUUCACUCUGCUGUGCCGUCUCUUCAUAAAGCUUCACUUGGGAUCAUCGUCUUCAUUAAGGUUUCAACAGGGAAAUUCUUCACGGCGCCCUUUCAUGUGGCAGAAAUCAGCUGGGGCUUGUUUAGCUUCCAGCACACUCUCAGUCAUAGAAUGUGUAGCUAAAGGAAGUAAUGGGAAGGGGUUCAUGUUCUCUUUAUAACGCAGUGGCAAAAGGUUCUGAAAGUCUUUUAAACUCGAACCAGUGGGGGAAAGAUGGAUCUUGAAAAUAAUCCUGCAGAGCUUUAUAAAGGCCGGGGAUUGCCUUCUAAAUUACGAUAAUACAGAAGUGAAGAGUUUCAGAGCAUCAGACUGAGUGAAAAGUUGUCAGAUUCUGUAUUUUUUAACAAUCUUCAGUAAUGUAAAGAUUACUUUUAAAAUAUUUAAGUUAAAACUACUUGAAUAGUAUUUUGCUGAAGAGCAAGAUAUGCAUUAAUCACCGGUUUUAUACUGUCCAAAAUGAAGCAUCCCCGUGACAAACCAGAGUGGGCAGAAGCAUCAAGAGCGUGACAGGAAAUCCCAAGACUGCUGCCGCCUCAGAGGCGUCCCGGCUGCGACUCGCUGCCCUGUUGUCAGUGAGGCCUGGCUGUCACCGCACACGUGUCCAUAUCUCCGGGGGUUCAUUUCUUCUCACACAUCGCGUGUACCAAUAACACUCCUGUGUUUCUAUUUUUCCCAGUAUGCAUGUUUAAAAUAGAAGUGACAAGAAUCACAUCUGGUUGUGUGCUGUGUGAGGGUCAGAGGCAGAAUCUACUUACAGUGGUGUAAUUAAAGUUAUUUAACCAAAAAUA
Messenger RNA from Nomascus leucogenys (northern white-cheeked gibbon), 2684 nucleotides. RefSeq names its product oxysterol binding protein like 2 (gene OSBPL2). Gene Ontology annotation, cellular component: cytosol; membrane; intracellular membrane-bounded organelle. The record is from RefSeq and is a predicted model, not a curated record. Gene Ontology annotation, molecular function: cholesterol binding. NCBI's taxonomy places the organism in Eukaryota, Metazoa, Chordata, Mammalia, Primates, Hylobatidae.